Molecule: messenger RNA, 5421 nt
Organism: Chelonia mydas (Green sea turtle)
Lineage: Eukaryota; Metazoa; Chordata; Testudines; Cheloniidae
Gene: IL6
Product: interleukin 6
Exons: 5
Coding region: 246-905 (219 amino acids)
Biological process (GO): positive regulation of cell population proliferation; immune response; T-helper 17 cell lineage commitment
Cellular component (GO): extracellular region
Molecular function (GO): growth factor activity; cytokine activity; interleukin-6 receptor binding
Source: RefSeq, a predicted model, not a curated record
GAGCUCACUUUCCUGAAGUGUUUCACAAUAGUAUCCCUAUACCUCCCCUUCAUUAGAAGCCCAAUAACAGUUUUCAUUACAACAAAAGACAAAAAAGUUUUUUUCUAAUACUGGAUUUUCCCAGUGACCGGUGGCAAUGAAUAUAAAUAUGCCCAAGAUCAGGGAUUCCUGCAUCUCAUUCUGCUCUCCAGCCCUCUGGCCCGCAACUAUUUUGAAAGAGCAAAGGGGGGAAAAAAGAGAAGGAAAUGAAUUAUCUUCGGGGAUACUCUCUCUUGGCAGCGGCAGCCCUGACAUUGCUCCUCGGGACCAAAGCUGUCCCCCUCCCAGAUUCCUCCGGGGAAGAGGAACUUGUUGAUGAUCCCUCGGACUCGCUUGCCAGAAGCCCCUUGCUGCCUGAUUGUGAAUCCCUGGCAUGGCUGCUGCACAGCAAAGCGGCCAAGCUGAAGGACGAGAUGUGUGAGAAGUUUACUGUGUGUGACAACAGUAUGGAGAUGCUUGCCCAAAACAAUCUGAACCUCCCCAAGAUCACAGAGGAAGAUGGAUGUCUACUCUCUGGAUUCAAUGAGGAAAAAUGCUUGAGAGGAAUCUCCAGUGGACUUUUUACAUUUCAGACAUACCUGGAAUAUGUACGAGAAACAUUUAUUAGUGAAAAGCAAAAAGUGGAAUCCAUAUGUUAUGGUACAAAGCAUCUGGCAAAUACUGUGAGGCAGAUGAUGAAAAAUCCUGAUGCAGUGAUCAUGCCAGACCCAGCUACCCAGAGCACGCUUUUUGCAAAACUGAAGUCAAAUAAAAAAUGGAUAGAGAAAAUCAGCACCCAUCUCAUCCUCCGAGACUUUACUUCAUUCAUGGAGAAAACUGUGAGGGCUGUUCGAUAUCUGAAAAACACCAGGAAUCUCAGUGUUUGAAUGUUUUAAUUCAGGCACGUUUCUUCAUCACAAAAUCUGUCAUGUGGCAGAUGACAGUGUUGUUCUAUUUUAAGAACCAGAAGUAAUCAGAAUAGUUUAUAUUUUAUUAAGAUUUCCUUUUACAAGUGUAUUUAUUGUUUUUUAAAAUAUUUAUUUUUUAAAAAAUAUUGCCUAUUUAUUUUUCCAGGAUUUAGAGAUAAUUUAAACAGAGCCUAGUUUAUUUCAAUAUUUACUUCCACUACCAGUAUUUAUUACCACUAUUUACAAUACAAACUGAUUUCACUUAAUAUUCAAGAAAAAAAAUUCACUUGAGACGGUUGUAUGUAGAAUGAAAAGACAGACUAAUUUAUGCUUUGAAAAUGUGUGUGAGAGUAUUUAACUUCUAUUUAUAUUUAAAGAAAAAUAAAAGCAGAUUAAAAAACAACUAGCUUGUAUGUAUUUAAAUAAAAGUAUGGAAUUCUGAUAUAUCCAAACUUCACCCCUAGAAUUAUUUAUAUUCUACAUUGCCUUCAUUCAGCAGCCAUUCUGGAAGAUUAUUAUUUUUUGGGUAACUAGAUCAAAGUUUCUAAAAACAGCUAUAUAAAGAGUCAAAUUAUUAAAAAGAAUGAUAAAAAUCAGCCUAACAGGAGUAAACUCUAAUUCAGUGGUUCUCAACCUGCGGUCCACGGGCCACAGGCAGCCCAAUAAGCACACACCUAUAGCCCAUGUGACAUCCUCAGGGCCACACAAAUAGUGUAUAUAUUGUGUAGAUGUGGCCAGCAUAACACAUAGAGAGCUGCAUAUGUGGCCCACAAAGGUAAUUAGGUUGAGAACCACUACUGUAAUCCCACAUUGUUAGACUAAAGCUGAAAACCAUUAACAAAAACACCUAUGGCAACUUGCCUCAAAUGAUCCACAUGCAGAUAUUAGAAAAAUAUAUCCCACUGCCAGCAAACAAUCUACAGCAGCACAUAUAAAGAAAACAGGAGUCUUGACCCUUGCCCUAAUGGAGGACAAACACAGUCCAGGGUAACAGAUCUGAUGGAGUCUUUUCUGGAGUCUACAUAAAACAUUCUAAUGAGUACUUCCAAAGCUAUACUUAAAACCUAUUGGGGCCAGGGGAAGAACGGACAGAUGGAAAUUUCUUGUGUCUUCAAGGUAAGGGACUGCCUCUUCCCAUGUUCUUAUAUUAUCUAACACAAAGCAUCUUAUAAUUUUAUUUAUUUUGUAAGUAAUAUAAAAAAUUUUCACUGUGUAAAAUGCUCAGAUACCAUAGUAACACCCUUAAUCUAAAACCUACAGGCUGAUUAUUAGAUUUAUAGCAGUCAUUCAAAAGAAUUUAUUGAACUUCAGCAAAGUCCCUUUCAACAGACCAAAUAUUUUACAGGAGAAAGUAUCUGGAUUUUUUCCAUGCACAGUGUUCAUCUGUAAUGAGUUGAUCAACAAUCUUUUUAUUUUUAUUGAUUUGACAUGGUAGAUGAGAAAAAAAGUCAGGGAAACAUGAUUUACCAUAUCAUUCUUAAUUCUACCUGAUUGUUCCCAGAUAAUGCCAUAUACAGAGCCCAAUCCUGCUCCCAUUAAAGUCAGUGCCAAAAUUCCCAUUGGGUUCAAGCAAGUCCACAUUUGAUUGCUAAAGGGAUCUAUACCACUGAAAAAAUAUUUAACAAAGCCUCUAUAUGCUGUACCAUAUAUAAAAAGGGAUCCAUUUGAUGUACGAAUAUUUUAUUUGCCAUUUGUACUUCCCAGUGUAAAGUAGGUAAUUUGGAGAGGGAAUGUGAGAGACUUUCCUUCCAGGUUCAGCUUUACAUGCAAUUUCAAGAUGACCAGCAAUGAGCCUGGAACAGAUGUCCCAUGUUUUCUUUCCUGCCUGAAGCCGGAAGGGACUUCCUGUGCAUAAAGUGCAAUUUUGUGACUGUACUGGAAGAAAAGAUUCUUGGACUGGAAGGUCAAGUGGAAGCGCUACGGAGAAUGAGAGAAGCUGAGGAGUUCCUAGACAGCCAGGUUUGAGUAACACCAGUACCCCAGAUUCAAGGACAGCCACCAAAAAGUCAGAGAGAGAGAGGAAGUCAGAGAAGAGGCUUGACAGUGUAUAACCACCAGAGGCAAGAGGUCACAGCAGCAUUCUGCAUGACAGGAAACAGACAAGGAUGAGCGGGCUGUGGCCACCAGAGAAAAGAGGGCCAAGAGGAAUUCCAGAGCUAGAAGUUUCCAAUCAAUGCCAGGUCCUCAGUAUGGAAACUGUGGAAGAUCUCUCUCAAAAUCCAACUGGCCUGAGAGACUGGAGGGAUGUUUGGGUCUCUCCUGUGGAUGGCAGCUCAGCCCAAACUAAAAAAAUCAAGCAGGCAGAAAAAGAGAUCUUCAACAGCCCCAGGAAAACAGAUGAUCCUUGUUGGGCAUUUAGUACUCAGAAGAAUCAAAAGCACAUUCUGCAAAGACAGGCAGACAACAGGACAGUGUUCCGUCUUUCUGGAGCCGUCAGUCUUGACUGGAUAGGCUUCUGAAGUCAAUGGGCAAGGAUCCAUUGGGGAGAGAGUUUAUAGUGGUGCUAAUGAUGCGCUGUCAUGGGAUAUCUCACAGAUAAGAGAGAACUUCAGGGAACUCAGAAGCAUGCUAAAGAAAAAUAUCCAAGCAAUCUUCUCAGAGAUCCUUCCUGUUCCAUAAGCAAAGGAACACAGAAAUUUCUGAAAGUGAACUGCUGGCUAGGUAAGUGGCAGAACGUGGAGGGUUUGGGUUUUGUAUAACAUUGGUCCAUCUUCUAUGAGGAGAGGGAGCUGUACAGUUUGGAUGACAUCCAUCUCACUGAAGGAGAACCGACCUCUUCAGGCUGGCUAGUAUAGUCAGGAGGGAUAAUAACAAAAGGGAAGAGUAAAAAGAGGAAAAACAUGAGCACUCAUUUAGCACAAAAUCGAGAUGUUAAGAGAACAAAAUUAAUCAAAGGACGAGAAAAGAAGAAAUUCUUUAAUUGCCUAUACAUCAAUGCUAGGGAACCUGGUUAACAAUCAAGAGGAGUUGGCAUUGCUCAUUUAUGAGCACAUAUUUGAUCCAGUUGAUUUUACUGCAACCUGAUGGGAUGAUUCACAUAGUUGGACUAUUAAAAUCAAUUGUUAUAACCUAGUUAUAAAGGAUCAAUUAGGUAAAAUGUCAAAAAAUGGCAUUACCUGUUUCUGAGUAGCUGACAACUCAGAAGAAAAUGAUUUUGAAUGCUUACAGAUCAAUGCCCUAACAGAAAGCACAAGAUGGGGUAUUAGUUACAGACCACCAAAUAACAUAUAACAAAUGGAAGAAAGGGGAAGUCAAUAGUAAUUAAUAUAAAACUGAAGCUAGGAAUUCUAUAAAAUUGGUAAGAGAAGCAAAGGGAUACACAGAGAUAUCUAUCACCAGCAGAGUUAAGGACAAUAAGGAAUUUUUUAAACUUACAUUAUGAACAAAGAAUCCUAACAACAGUACUGGUCAAUUCUACCAUUUGCAUCUUGGAAUGAUCAAUAAUAAUAAUGCAGAAAUGGUAGAAGUGUUCAGUAAAUAUUUCUGUUCUGUAUUGGGGAAAAAUCUGAUGUAGUUGUAUCGUAUGAAAAUGUUCUUUCCAUUCCACUAGCAUCUCAUAAGGAUGUUAAAGAGCAGCUACUAAAAUUAGACACUUAUAAAUCAGCAGGUUCAGAUAACUUGUAUCCAAGAGUUUUAAAACAGCUGGCUGAGAAGCAUGGAUUGUUAAUGUUAAUGAACAACAUUGUUAAUAUUGAUUUUCAAUAAGUCUUGGAACAGUGGAGAAAGAAAGCUAAUGUUGUACCAAUAUUUUAAAAGUAUAGACGGGAUGAGUUCGGUAAUUCUAGGCCUGUCAGUCUGACAUCAAUCCUGGGCAAAAUAUCGGAGCAGCUGAUAUGGGUCUUAAUCAAAAAUUAAAGGAGAGUAAUAUAAUUAAUGCCAAUCAAUAUGGGUUUAUGGAAAAUAGAUCCUUUCAAACUAACUUGAUUUUUUAUGAGAUUACAAGUUUGGUCAAUAAAGGUAAUAGCAUUGACAUAAUAUACUUAGACUUCUUGUAAGACAUUUGACUUGGUACUGAAUGACAUUUUGAUUAAAAAGCUAGAAUGAUAUAAAAUUAACAGCACACAUUAAAUGAAUUGAAAGUUAAUUAACUGAGAAGUCUCAAAAUGUCAUUGUAAAUGGGAAAUCAUCUUUGAGAGGGUGUUUCGCUUGGGGUUCUGGGAUUAGUUCUUGGCCCUACACUAUUUUGACAUUUUUAUCAAUGAACUGGAAGAAAACAUAAAAUCAAUUAUAAAGUUUGCAGAUGACACAAAAAUUCGGACUGGUAAAUAAUGAAGAAAACAGGUCACCCAAACAGAGAGAUCUGGAUUGCUUGGUAAACAAGGCACAAAUAAACAGUAUGUAUUUUAAUAAACAGCGACCAAGAUUUUGGUGUCAUAGUGGAUAAUCAGCUGGACAUGAACUCCCAGUACAAUGCUGUGGCCAGCAGGGCUAAUUCAAUCCUUGGAUGUAUAACAAAAUCUCAAAUCUCUACAUUUGACACUGGUGUAACCGCGGC